Messenger RNA from Miscanthus lutarioriparius, 498 nucleotides. NCBI's taxonomy places the organism in Eukaryota, Viridiplantae, Streptophyta, Magnoliopsida, Poales, Poaceae. The record is from the annotation of a GenBank genome assembly.
AUGUCUAAGAAGAUAGUUCUCAAAGCUGACCUCAUUGGCGCAAAAUGCAAGAGUGAGAUCCUAGCAAUUGUUUCCAAGAACCAAGGAAUCAAGUCCAUGGAGAUCGACACCGAGAAGUGCACGCUGACGGUGGUCGGGACGGUCGACCCGGUCCGCAUCGUGCAGAGGCUCAAGAAGAAGUGCUUCGAGGCGACCAUCGUCAGCGUGGAGGACGACAAGCCCAAGGAGAAGAAGGACCCCUGCAAGGAGGCGUGCGAGAAGCUGUGCAAGGAGAAGUGCGACAAGAUCGCCUGCUGCAAGGAGUGCAAGGACAAGUGCGAGAAGAAGUGCAAGGACAAGUGCGAGAAGGCCUGCGAGGCGUGGCUCGGCAAGGGCUGCUGCUCCUGCAGCCGCUGCAAGCCCAGCCCUGGCUGCUACUACGACCCCUGCACCGUGCCUAGCUACUACCCCUACGGCUACUACAACGGGUGCCCCAGCAGGUACCCCUACUACGGCUGA